Arctia plantaginis is the source of this 846-nucleotide messenger RNA. NCBI's taxonomy places the organism in Eukaryota, Metazoa, Arthropoda, Insecta, Lepidoptera, Erebidae. The record is from the annotation of a GenBank genome assembly.
AUGUUUGGUGUGUUUAUUGCGAUUUUUUUGAGUUUCGGCUUAGUUCGUGGUAUUCCAACUAAUUAUGUAGUACCUCUGCUUUUACCUUCUGCAAAUAUUAAUGAGAAUAUUAUAACAAGUGCAAAACCGAGUAAUAACAUUCAAGAAAUUGAAACCUUAAACAAAAAGAACGCUGAAGAUUUACAAAUGUCAAAUAACCACAACAUCAUAAAGUUAUCUGAUUCAGAGGCCGCUGAUAUAAUAUUCCAAACUCCAGUACAAACUUCUUGCAAUCAAGAUGGUGUCAAAGGAGUGCUGGCAAUUGAUUAUGAUUCACUUUAUCAAGACAAGUUACCAAUGUGGCCUGAUCAAUAUCCCAAAUUGGCUCAAGAAAGUAAUCCAGUAUACAAAGAACAAGAACCUGUGAAAAUAUCCAUGGACAUUAAUAUGAAUAAUUAUGAUGAUGAUGACAAUGAACUGCCAAACCCUAUACUACCUCUAGAUUUUCUUCCAAAUAACUAUCCAACAUAUGUUCAGAGGACUAUUCCAUUUUUAAAAGCUGGCGAGAACCAUGACAUCAAUAUUUUAAGAAAUCAAAAUAAUGAAAUUCAGUUACCAAAUAUGAGACCAAAUCGUUCAGAAGAUGAUGAGUAUGCUAGAAUUAUUGAGCAGUUAGAACACGACGCGAUGUUAAAUAAUAUCAUACCAACGAUGUCUUUUGUGCGUGGUGCUUUGGACUAUGAUAAUGCACCAGCAUUAGAGGCGGCUAUUUUUCCCACUAGAACAUCAACCGGCUGUAAAUUGCCUAUUCUUCUAGGCUGUGGGCCAAACUUAAGCGGUGGUGUAUUGAUUAAUUCGAAUCCAUAA